AUGACAACAGAAGGAGAGAAGCUCUUGCUCAAGCCAAACCUUCCAAGAACGCGAGACAUGAACUUCGUUGGUCGAUUUCAUCAAAAUUACGGCUUUGAAGAAGGUCUUUUUGAGUAUCUUUUAGCGCAGAAGGAAAUCUGGGGAAACAAGCUCUUCUUCGUUGAUGAGAAUCAGUUCAGGGCUGUUGCUAAUGAGAGAAGGCAUUUGACUAGAGACCUUGUUGUGGUUGAAAAAUCUAGCUUGAUGUUUGCAGAGGUGGAGGGUUCAGAGAUCCUGGAGAAUGCGUUCAAAUCUCAGUUUGGAUCUGAGCCAAAGGAAGUCAUUAUAGCAGCUGGCGGCAAUGAGAGUAGAGAGAUUCUUGAAGCUGGUAACAGUUUAAACAUGAGUACGAAAACGAAGAGGAAUUCAAGUAUCUUGAAUGUCGGAGGUAUCAUCACUGCCUUGAAAUGGCUUCCAUAUGGACCUUUUCUAGCGAUUGCUGUAGCUUACCAUGAGGGUGGUCUUUCAAAUGCUGUGAAAAGCCCGUCUUUACUGGUUUUUUCAGGCGGGAGCAAUGCGACCGAAAUCAAGUCUUGCAUUCAGUUGUAUAAAUACGAUCUGACGGCUACGUCCUUGACCCUAGAAAGGGUCCUAAUAACUUCAUCGUUCGGGGCUGCAUCAAGCAUCAACUGGCUUCCAUUUAAGGUCAAAGAAGAUGGAACCUGUGUGCUUUCUGCCUUGUUCACUGAUGGGAGAGUACAUUUCUUCCGCAUUGGUUCCUCGCUGCCUGAAUCAAAGUAUAUCGAUGUAAAGUCUUCUUCAUGGACUAUUUCUUUAAAGGAUGAGAGAAGUGACAGCUCAUUACCCAUCACCGCCUACGAUAUCUUUGAUGAAAGCAAAGUUAUUGUGGGCACAAUUGAUGGUGCCAUUGCUGAAUUUGUUCUACCUGGUUUUGAUGAUCACCCCGAGAUUCCCUCCUUUGUUAAUUACGUUGCUGAUUCAGCCAUAAACACCAUCACGGUUGGCCGAGUCUUCAAUGGUCACGUACUUCUAGUCAACACCGCCACAACUAGGUCAUUUGCGAUCUUAUACGAAAACCUUCGACAGAGCAGAGUUGAAGUCGCCUACACCGUGCUGGAUUUGCCUCCUCGAUACCACGAAGGUUACCGAAUAUUUAUCUACCCAGACAGUGCGGAGACCAUCGGAUAUUCUUUUGCAAGACAUCCACAACAAAAGCAAAGUUUGCUUCUACAAACAGAACUAAUAUCCAGCUUUCACACUAGUGAGUUUCUCAAUCAUCCUCUUUCUAUUGUUGGAAACGUCGCAGGCGACUUUUAUGUGAUGAACAUAGCCAGGAAAAUUAUUGGAGUUCCUAAAGCACACAAUAGAUUAGUCGUACCGCUCAGGAUCUGGUCAUUCUCCUUAGAAACGGACCGCACUACAUUAAGACUCUCUGGUGACUAUGUCCCAACCACAGCUGACAAGUCGAAUGUUGCAUACUCCUUUACUCCACACGAAAUUGGCAUAUCAGCUUGUGCUUGGAACGAAGAUUUUGAUGGAAGCUCAACCUAUGCCAUGGGCACUUACUCGGGAUUGUUGGUUUUGGAGAGACUAGACCCUGCUUUCAAUUAG
This is a messenger RNA of Candidozyma auris, 1611 nucleotides long. RefSeq names its product transcription factor TFIIIC subunit. Lineage: Eukaryota; Fungi; Ascomycota; Pichiomycetes; Serinales; Metschnikowiaceae. The transcript has a single exon. Gene Ontology annotation, molecular function: protein binding. The record is from RefSeq and is a predicted model, not a curated record. Bases 1 to 1611 code for a protein of 536 amino acids.